CACUGCCGAGCCGCGGGAAUUUUUGAAUCCGGAUCGAAGUAACGGUAAAACCGAGCGAGACCCCCGCCCUCGGGUGGACGACAGCGACGUUGCGGGGGCAAAAUGGAUUAUUCAACUUCAGUGUCUCGAGUCGGGUCGACUGACCACAAGUUUAUUUCUCCAGCGACAAAGCGGCAGGCUGUUCAGAGUCUUAAGACCUCUGCAAAAAUGGAUGUUGCAGCAAAUGACGAUGAACGUGAAAGGAGGGAGAGAAGACGCUCAAAAGUGACAGACUUGCAAUUAAGUUGCACUGAGAGCCCUUUGAUGUCCCCAGUGCCAAGGGGGACCCCACAAUCCUUUGAACCCAAGCUGUCAAAUAAUCAGAUAUCUGAACACUAUUCUACCUGCAUCAAACUAUGUUCUGAAAAUAAAAUCACCACAAAGAAUGCAUUUGGUCUUCAUUUGAUUGAUUACAUGGCUGACCUCCUCAAGGAGAAGGAAUCUGAACUCACUAACUUCAAGAUGGCAGCUGGCACCUUGGAUGCCAGUACGAAGAUCUAUGCUGUGAGAGUGGAUGCAGUACAUUCGGAUGUGUUCAGGAUCCUGGGGGGCCUUGGAAAAAACACUGAAGAGCCAGGAACUGAGGUAAACCUUGAGUCUUCUGAAAGCCAAAAUUCAAAAGGCCCUCAGAAGCAAAACAAAAGGAAGCACUCUUACAAAACCAUUGAGCAGAACUUGAGCAAUAUCACGUAUGGAGUCAGUGACAUGAAGUUUGAGAUUGAUCCAAUGUUCCAGAAGGCUGCUUCAUUGUUUGAUGAAUGCAGUGCGGUGGGGGUUUUCAUGGUUAAUCUGCAGACCUAUGGACACAUUGCUGAGCUGCUAUUUGAUUCCGAUGCCAAACUUAUCGAUACUGGUCCUCCACCAGAGUUGCUGCCCAUUGACUAUGUGGAGAUACCUGAUCUGAGAGGCCUUCAGCAGUCUUUGGAUGACAAGAAGAUCUGUCCUUCAUUAGAAGAUUUUCAGUUUACAAAUUGGGACAGUGAGGCUCAUAAUCAGGCUGUUUCUUUAAUAAUGGACAAAUUCAAGAAAAGUGACCACUUAUUCGAUAUGAAUGCAGAGCCAGAAUUUGCGACUGGUCAGCUGGGAAGCCAUGACCCUGUGGUGGAUGACUUUGAUGGAGAUCUUUGUGAUGAUGCUGGAGAUCUGAUGGACCAGGAAUUUAAGAACCAGCAAGAAUCCUCCAUCAUGGCAAAUGGUCAAGGCUGUAAAGAAACCAUUCCUCUGUCAGAUGUGGAUUUCAACAGCCUCUGCGUCCAGCUGUCAAAUCACCCAGGGGAAUAUUCCUACUUCAGCCCCAGAAUCAUGAAGAUGUGGGCAGGUCCUAAUCACUGGCGUUUCAGACCUCAACAAAAAGAGCCAACUACUAAUCAAAAUAAGAAAAAACAAGCUAAGAAAAUAUUUGAAAUUGACUUCAAUGAAGAUAUCAAUUUUGAGAUUCAAUUCAGAGAGACCAGGGCUGCCACAACAAUUUCAAAAGCUGCAUUAGAUCGACGCAGUAGAAAGCUGACAACGCUACCUACAGAUUUCCAUUAUGAUGCAGAAAAUAUUACCCGGCUGUUUCUUAAACCUAGUGUCACGGUAAAGCGGAUUGUGAAAGAAAAUAAUUACAUGGAUCAAGAUGAUGGAAUUGGGGAUUAUGAUUAUAAUAAUCCCAACGACACAUCAAACUUCUGCCCUAGAACACAGCCUGAUAGUGAUGAUGAUCAUGAUGGAUUUGUGGCUGCAAAUGAUUCCUUUGAUGCUGCAUUGGAGCAAGAUGAGAAUGAUUUGGAACUGGAUGGAAAGGGGUUAAACAUCACAACCUACGGAGGAGAAAACUUAGUGGCAGAGCCUCAGAAAGUCAACAAAAUCCUAUUGAAUUAUUCAAAGACAGCAAAAAAGAUGGAUGUGAAAAGAUUGAAACAGAACAUGUGGGAUCUCCUGACUGAAAACAAAAAUAUUACGGAAGGAAAAAACGGAAUGACUGAGGAGCUGCAAGUCGCUGUAAUGACAGUGAAAGGACAGCAAAGCUUCACAAACAUCACCAAGAAUCUGUUUGAAAGAUUACCUAGUACAAUGGCAAAGAACCUGUCUGUUCCUAUGGCAUUUGCCUGUUUGCUUCAUUUAGCCAAUGAAAAGAAUCUUGCAAUUGAGGGAAAGGAAGAUUUAUCUGAUGUUAUCAUCAGGCAAGGAAUCUAAAGACAUUCUGACUGUACAUACAUGUAAACCAUAGGUUGGAUCGGCUGUACAUAGUUGUAAAUCUUUUCUUGAGACAGUGAACCUUGUAUCAUGCCUGCUACAUGACCCCAUGGAUGCUUUCCUGAGGCAUAAUUUCUCCUUCAUUUGCAUAAAUAACUUUUUAGUCUAUCAAUGGACAAGUUUUCAGUCUUGAAAUUAUGGUUUUAGAUUUAAAUGAUUUAAUACACUUGUGAAUAUUGCAGAGAGAACUAUUCUAUUGAUAUUUUACUUUUCAUCCAACUGUUAUGUGAAGACUAUUUUAAACUUAUAUUUUAGGUAUUGUCUUUGUAAAACAAAGUGGAAUAAAGAUUUUUUUCAACUUGUUGACAAGGUAGGGGCUUUGCAGGCAAGACCAGUAUUUGGUGCCCAUCAUAAUUGUUUCGAACUGCUUUAUUAACAACUGAGUGGCUUUCGAGAGGAGUCAUUCACAACCACUCUGGGAUCUUGUAAGCUAAUCUGUGGGAGGGUAGUAUAUUUCCUUUUCUUGAAGAUAUUAUUGAAUUACUUAGGCUGUCAUAAUAAUGCAGUAGUUUAAUUAUGCCUUCUUCUGAUCAAGAUUGUUUACAUUUAAAUUUAUUUCACAAAAUCUACUUGCUCAGCUGUCGUGGUGGAAUAUGAACUUGUGUCUUUGAGGCAAUUUGCCAGAUCGAUGGAUUGGAAGAAAGGUUCACUGGUUCAAAUCUGGGCCUUCUACGCCUGUUAUGUGCACGUAACCAGCGCAUUUUUCCCUGGCCAUGAAGCUCCUUCCCCAUCACCUUUGCUAGCCGACAUUGCCCUGAACGGGCUUUACUUACAAUCAUUUGCAAAAUGUGGAUAAUUUAUUGAUGGUGCUAAGAGGUGAAAAUAUAUUGUGGGUGAUUUGGAGAUGGAGCGGUCAAGGAAAUACAGUUGUGUGGAAGACCUGUUCUGAUUACGGGGAGGGGCAGAGAGAGAGAGAAGAGAAAGAAAAGGGACGAUUGAGUUCUUCUUUUUGUCACCAGCCAAUGGAAAACUUUUAAAUGACCUAAUUGUGUUCACAUUGCUGUGUAUAAAUGGGUAAUUUAACAUCCUUCAAGUACAAUAAUAGUCCAUCUUAUGUAGUAUGUAGUAGGUUAUUUGUUUUUUAUGAUAGUGGUUGUCUUUAGCAAAUAAAUUUUGCAUUCCACUUGUCCCAGACAUCAGAGAUCGCACAUCUGAAUAAGAAUCGAUAAGUUAUUUUAGUUAACUUAAAUUUUCCUUUCUGCUUCACUUCAAAGGGGUGGCACACAUGUUCAGUGGUGAGCACUGCAGCCUCCCAGCACAACUGACCCAGGUUCAAUUCCAGUCUUGGAAAAUUGUCUGUGUGGAGUCUGCGUGCGUUUCCUCCCAUAAUCCAAAGAUGUGCAGGUUCGGUGGAUUGGCUAUACAAAAUUGACUGUCGUAUUAGGUGCAUUAGUCAGUGGAAAUGUAGAAAAAUAAGGGAAUAGGUCUGUGUGGACUUAUCGGGCUGAAGGUCCUGUUUCCACAUUUAUAGGCAUUCUCGGUGCUUGAGGAAGGUGUGAAAAAAUGAGCUUUUGUUUACAGAUGUGUGCUCCCAUUCACUUUUGUUGUUUCUAUUGGUGUUAUAUGGGUUGCAAUUCCAUAUAGGGACACACCUCUAGCACCUCACUGUCGGUGUCGUGCCAACUGGAGGUAAGAAAGCAUUGUUAAUAUUUCAAAUUUAGUAACUUUUCUUUCGAACUCCUUUCAUGACCCUUUGGUAUUUUUGGGAAAAAAAACCAAAUUCUGUCAUCACAGAAAUAGCUACUUCAUUUUUUUUUAAAGAUUUAAAAUGUGCCUGAUUAUCAUCAACACAUACUAACAAUAGAAACCAAACUGACAAAUUUUAUGGAGGCUGUUUCUUGUAUCCAAUUUAUGUCCAAGCCAACAUUUGCAAAUUCUUUCAAGUGUGCAGACACAUGUCUUUCUACCAGCAGAUGAAACAUGUGCCAGAACAGACACAGAUCAUUUUGCCAAACUGGACCAGAAAAUGGUUAUAGGGCCAGGAAAUCACAAGCUAAAUUAUGAGAAGAGGCUUGUGAAUUACUGCAACAAAUUAAGUAUUGCUUUGGAUGUUGAUCAUAGAUAGGAAUAUUUACAAAAAUGUGACUCAUCCAGCUUGUAAUUCUAUACUUAUUAAAAGUCAUUAGUGGC
Molecule: messenger RNA, 4407 nt
Organism: Hemiscyllium ocellatum (epaulette shark)
Lineage: Eukaryota; Metazoa; Chordata; Chondrichthyes; Orectolobiformes; Hemiscylliidae
Gene: ncaph
Product: non-SMC condensin I complex, subunit H
Exons: 18
Coding region: 103-2217 (704 amino acids)
Biological process (GO): mitotic chromosome condensation
Cellular component (GO): condensin complex
Molecular function (GO): chromatin binding
Source: RefSeq, a predicted model, not a curated record